Molecule: messenger RNA, 1352 nt
Organism: Asterias rubens (European starfish)
Lineage: Eukaryota; Metazoa; Echinodermata; Asteroidea; Forcipulatida; Asteriidae
Exons: 4
Coding region: 140-559 (139 amino acids)
Source: RefSeq, a predicted model, not a curated record
UUUGUAAGCAUUUACCAGUGAAUUUCGUUGUCGUAGUUCAUUAUCCGUUUUGGUGCGGUGAGUGUGCGAUUUGUUCUGCUGACCUCUCUAAAAUAUCCAUCUCAGAAACCGUCUUGCCUGUAAAACUACAAAGAAAAAGAUGAAUUCAUCAGUAUACCUUGUCUUCGCUGUUCUGGCCUGCAUUGGCACACUUUGCAGAGCUCAGGUUACUUGCUAUGAGUGCAGAGAGGAAACAAACGCCCGCGCUUCGGACUGUUGGGUAAAUCCUGAUGGUGUGACAGGAGGAAAUACUGUGACUGGCUGUGCGACACAAUGCUACUCUGAGACCUUCCAGUCGGGAGGCCUGUCGAAUGACUCCAGCAUCUGGUACAUCAGUCGAGGAUGUUCCGACGAAGUUUGCGUUGAAACCGAGAACUGCCGAAACAAGGCGUUCGGAUUAUGCCGCAGGUGCUGCACAGGUGAAAAAUGUAACAUGGAUUCGCCCAGUGGCUCCAACGUCGUUAAGGUCAGCCUUCUAAUGCUGAUAGCGGCCGCCAUUCUUGGCAAAUGGGUUGCUUAAAUGUCAGCUCCUUAACAAACAUCUGAGAGGACAUUUUUAAGGGUUGGUUUCAUUUUUUUAAUAAAGAGUCUUUCCAAAAUAUGCAAAUUUACCAUUGAUGUUUGUACUACUUCUAUGUAUUCUAAACCCAGUGUCUGAUUACAACCAGACACAUCGAAGCUUGUAUGUGCCAAAUUUCUUGUACUUGGAAAAGAUCACUUCCCCUAAAAGCUCUUUUACCCAUUAACAAUAUGGAUUGACAAACAACAUUCAAGUGAUUUUUUUUAGAAGGUUUAUGGUCUCGUUGAGGAUUUGUAGGAGUUUUCAUGUCAAAAGAAUACUAAGGACGUAUCCGAUUAAGUUGGGUGCGGCUAUGACUGUUGCUAAGGUAUCAUGUACUUCACAUGACAACGCAGCAAUAUAGCCGUAGCUGUAGCUGCCAGUCCAGACAUGACCUUAAAAAUAAAAAACAAGGCCAUCUGAAAUUGAAGAUUGAUGUAUCAGCUUGUUAUUGCUUCUUUGUCAUUGGUGACUUGUUCUCACAAAUGCCAAGUAUCCCUAUUUUAUGCCUGGUGCUCAGGUCUAAGAAAAACUUUUACAAACUUAUGCACUUGGUGAGUUUUUGAAAGCACUGCCACUGCCAACAUCCCAAAAGGAAGGAAGAUGUACAGUAUGUAUGUUGUAGUUUUGUUGGACACACAAAACCAUUUGACCCAUAAACGGACACAUAUCUUAACGUUUUGGUUUUUACCCAUAUACACCGAUGUGUGUAGCACUGUAUACUCAGUACUUUCACAGGACUCUGGAAAGUACU